AUGCUGCCAGAUCAGGGUCUGAGGACAUUUGAGGAGAUGUUUGUUGAUUUCACCGAGGAGGAGUGGGCCCUGCUGGAUCCAGACCAAAGAAGGCUUCACAAGGAAGUCAUGGAGGACAAUUAUCAGAAUGUGGCCUCUCUCGAAGGGCUUCAGCUUCUCCAACCUGAUUCCAUGUCCCAAGUGGAAGAAGCAGGAGAUUCGCUUGUCCAAGACGCAGAGGAAACAGAGAGUUCAACAGUGGCUGAUGGUGCCCAGAAAAAGCCCGAGGGUGAACCACAACACCUUCUGCUUGACGGAAAACAGCAGAAAAGAAAUGCUGGAACAAAAAGGAAGAGGUGGAAUAAAUGCUCUGCUUCUCAGGCUGCUGAAUCCCAGGUGUUUGAUACACAGCGGAGAAUCCACAGAGGGGAGAAACCUGAUAAAUGCUUGGAUCGUAGAAGGAGCUUUGCUUGGAAGGGAGAUGGUACUGGCCAUCAAGGUAUCCACACUGGGGAAAAACCGAAUAAAUGCUUGCAGUGCGGAAAGGGCUUUGCUCGGAGUUCAUGUCUUACUGUCCACCAACGUAUCCACACAGGGGAGAAACCAUUUAAAUGCUUGCAGUGUGAAAAGUGCUUUGCUUCAAGUUCAGAGCUUACUAUCCAUCAGCGUGUCCACACGGGGGAGAAACCUUAUAUAUGCUUGCAGUGUGGAAAGAGAUUUACUCAGAAUUCCCACCUUACUAGACAUCAGCAUAUCCACACUGGGGAGAAACCUUAUAAAUGCUUGUGGUGUGAAAAGGGCUUUGCUGAGAGUUCAGAGCUUACUAGACAUCAGUAUAUCCACACUGGGGAGAAACCUUAUAAAUGCUUGCAGUGUGGAAAGAGCUUUGCUCGGAGUUCACAGCUUACUGUCCAUCAGCGUAUCCACACUGGGGAGAAACCUUAUAAAUGCUCGCACUGUGCAAAGAGCUUUGCUGGGAGUUCACAGCUUACUGUCCAUCAGCGUAUCCACACUGGGGAGGAACCUUAUAAAUGCUCGCACUGUGGAAAGAACUUUGCUGGGAGUUCAGAGCUUACUGUCCAUCAGCGUAUCCACACUGGGGAGAAACCGUAUAAAUGCUUGCAUUGUGGGAAGAGUUUUCGUAGGAGUUCACAUCUUACUAUCCAUCAGCGUAUCCACAGUGGGGAGAAACCUUAUAAAUGCUUGCAGUGUGGAAAGAGCUUUGUUUGGUGUUCAGAGCUUACUAGACAUCAGCGUAUCCACACUGGUGAGAAACCUUAUAAAUGCUUGGAGUGUGGAAAGAGCCUUGUUUGGCGUUCAGAGCUUACUAAACAUCAGCGUAUCCACAGUGGGGAGAAACCUUAUAAAUGCUUGGAGUGUGGAAAGAGCUUUGUUUGGUGUUCAGAGCUUACUGUCCAUCAGCGUAUCCACACUGGGGAGAAACCUUAUAAAUGCCUGCAGUGUGGAAAGGGAUUUGCUCAGAGUUCAAAGCUUACUGUCCAUCAACGUACCCACACUGGGGAGAAACCUUUUAAAUGCUUGCAAUGUGGAAUGGGCUUUGCUCAGAGUUCAAAGCUUACUGUCCAUCAACGUACCCACACUGGGGAGAAACCUUUUAAAUGUUUGCAGUGUAAAAAGGGCUUUGCUCAGAAUGCACAUCUUAUUGUCCAUCAACGUAUCCACACUGGUGAGAAACCUUACAAAUGCUUGCAAUGUGGAAAGAACUUUGCUCAGAGUGCACACCUUACUAUCCAUCAGCGUAUCCACACUGGGGAGAAACCUUAUAAGUGUUUGCAGUGUGGAAAGAGCUUUGUUUCAAGUUCAGAGCUUACUUCCCAUCAGCGUAUCCACACUGGUGAGAAACCUUAUAAAUGCUUGCAGUGUGGAAAGAGCUUUGCUGGGAGUUCAAAGCUUACUAGACAUCAACGU
Messenger RNA from Euleptes europaea (tarantolino), 1908 nucleotides. RefSeq names its product zinc finger protein 420-like. Gene Ontology annotation, molecular function: DNA-binding transcription factor activity, RNA polymerase II-specific; RNA polymerase II cis-regulatory region sequence-specific DNA binding. The record is from RefSeq and is a predicted model, not a curated record. The annotation marks the transcript as partial. The transcript has 5 exons. Gene Ontology annotation, cellular component: nucleus. Lineage: Eukaryota; Metazoa; Chordata; Lepidosauria; Squamata; Sphaerodactylidae. Gene Ontology annotation, biological process: regulation of transcription by RNA polymerase II.